ACCUGAGCUGCAGGCCUUGGCCUCGGUGAAAUCCCCAUAUUGCCCCUCUCUCUCUCUACAAUUCAGAUGUGGAUAUUUCUCUUCAACUUUAUAUGACCCUUUUUUUCACAUUCAAACUGAAUCUCUCUUUCACUUCAGAGGAAACUCGUGCAUGUUCCAACCUUUUGUGUUUUUGGAGGGUUGUUGAAGAAAAAGGCAUGGAACAGAUGUUUUUCUGUUAGAAUUAAGGUUGUUUUAUUUGGAUAGUGUCACAAAAUUUCAGUUUCAGAAAUUGGUUAGGAAACAAGUGAAUAUUUGAUGUUCCAAUAACAAAAUGGGGAAGAGAAGGUCUCUGUUUUCAGCAGUGAAGAAAGCAAUCACUUGUCAAUCCAAACAAAAACAAGAAAAGAGGACUAGGAAAGGAAGAGGAUGUUUCAGGAGGCAACAGAGCGUGAAUAUGGAGGCUGUCGGUGCGGAGAAGGCCAUUGUCCUUCGAGAAACUCCACCUCCAGCGCAGGAGGUGAAGUUGCACGAAGCGGAGAGCGAACAGAAUAGGCACGCCUAUUCGGUUGCUCUCGUGACCGCCAUGGCUGCUGAGGCGGCCGUUGCAGCAGCCAACGCUGCUGCAGAGGUCGUCCGCCUCAGAGCUGCAGCGCAUGGCUCGGGCAGGACGAAGGAAGAGAUGGCCUCCGUCAAGAUUCAGGCAGCUUUCCGAGGAUAUAUGGCAAGGAGAGUUUUGAGGGCUCUGAGAGGCCUAAUGAGGCUGAAAACCGUGGUGGGAGGGAAGUCGGUCGAGAGGCAGGCGGCCGCGAGCUUGAAGUGUAUGCAGACGAUGGCUCGUCUGCAGUCUGAGAUUCGUGCAAGGCGAACCCUGUUGUUGGAGGAGAAUCCGUCCGUUCACAGGCAGAACGGGUGGAUUCAUGACGAUGAUCUCGACAAGUCGAGAGGAUUUAAAGGGGAAAAUUGGGAUCAAAGUUGCCGAUCUAAAGAGCAGAUUGAGGCAGAUAUAAAUUAUAAGCAAGAAGCUGCUAGGAGGAGAGAGAGAGCCUUAGCUUAUGCAUAUUCACAUCAGACUCUUAAAAAUCUCUCGGAUUCCACAAACCAAGCGUUCGUGGAUCCGAUCAAUCCCGGGUGGGGAUGGAGCUGGUUGGAGAGGUGGAUGGCCGCGCGGCCGUGGGAGAAGGGCGACGUGGCCGAGUACGAAGCCGCGGCAAAGGCAGCCUCGGGCCGCGCCGUUGCUAUUCGUGGAGACACGAAGGUCCAGUCUCCGACUGCCCAGGGAGGCCGGCGGCCUCCCGGCAGGCAGUCACCCUCGACUCCCAAGUCGAGGGCCGGAGGGAGGAUUAGGCCUGCGAGCCCGAGGGGGGUUCUUGUCACGGAUGAUGACUCGAGGAGCCUGAAUAGCACCCAGUCCGAGCAAUGCCGGAGGCGGAGUAGCUAUGCGGGCUCGUCGUUGAGAGACGAUGAGAGCCUUGCUAGCUCGCCUGCGGUUCCGGGCUACAUGGCCUACACGGAGUCCGCACGGGCUAGGUCACGGUUGCCUAGCCCGCAGGGGUCGGAGACAGCCGGUUCUGCAAAGAAACGACUGUCUUUCUCCGGUUCCCCUGCCCGACCGAGGAGGCAUUCGACUCCCACGAGGUCGGGUGCUAGCCCUUAAACGGCCCGGCACGACUGGGAACACAUAAUUUGUUUGGUGUUUUUGUAUUCCUUUGUUUGUGUGUGCAAGUGUUGUUAACAACUAACUCAAAACUUUGUGUUUAUUUGUGAAUUGAUUCGUGUUGAUUUAUAAGUGUUGUUUCCUUUUGUAGUAUGAGUAGAAUUCCACUAAUUAAUGAUGCGUGAUUGUGAGGUAUCGAAUGAACUAUAUAUUUUUCUUUA
Messenger RNA from Salvia hispanica, 1857 nucleotides. The record is from RefSeq and is a predicted model, not a curated record. Lineage: Eukaryota; Viridiplantae; Streptophyta; Magnoliopsida; Lamiales; Lamiaceae.